UUUAAAAAUUGUGUUAUAAAUAGAAGGACAAAGAGUUGGAAGAUGAAAAGAUAUCAAAAUCGCGAAUCCAAUUUAAUCUGUAGCGUGUUUUCAAAGUAGCCGGAAGUGAAAAGAGUGCGGGCGAUGGAGUUUUGCGAGGAGCAAGGAUUCUUCCACCAGGAUUACGAGAACUUUCGUAGUGCCAUCAGCGAUGAUGAGUUCCGUGGAUUUUACCGGUGUAAAACCGAUCAUGAGCGAGUGCUGUUCGUGAACAAAGUGAUUGCGGAACAAUUUAACGAUUUGUGGCAAUUUAAGCGCCAGUUUGACCUUGGCAAGAGCCUUCCGGAAGCGCUCGAGCACAAGGAGCAGGGCAAUAAGGCCUUCCAGUACGAAAAGUGGUCCGCAGCGGUCAAAUGUUACAACAAGGCGUGCCACCUGUUGCCGCAGGAAAACGAUUUGGAGAUGUCCCUCAUAGUUGCGAACCGUUCAGCAGCACUGUUCCACUUGAACAAAUACGAGCAUGCUCUGCAAGACAUCGAACUUGCUCUUGAGCUAAAAUAUCCCCAAGAUAUGCACUACAAGCUAAUGGAACGGAAGGCUCGUUGUUAUUUCGGCAUGAAAGAUUUACCGAAUGCGUUUGAAUAUUACACGAAAACGUACGAUUCGCUUCAGUAUUCCAAUCUGAGUCCGGAAAAGCGAGAAAAAUGGAUAAAGGACACCCAAAAGAUGAUCAUCGACCUGGAGUUGCGCAUCGCCAACGUGAGAAAAUACCUGGAACCGGUGAAAAACAGUUUGAUGAAAAAAUUUGAACCGUACGUGGACAAGUCGCUGUACUUUGACUGCACCGAAACGGAGGGCAGAUUCGCCCGGACUAGGAUCGAUCUUAGACCGAACCACGUCCUGCUGAGGCAAUUGCCACACGCAGCCGUCGUCACCGGGGAGUUUUGCGAAAGCCACUGCGAUCACUGCUGUCGACGGGUUGAGAUCCUGUUUAGCUGUCCGAGGUGUAUGGAUGUGAUUUACUGCUCGAGUGAGUGCCAGAAGACUGCCCAGGAUAGCUAUCAUCGGUUCGAGUGCGGAUUUUUGCCGUAUCUGAAGAACUCUGGAGCGAAUGUGGUGGCCAUGCUGGCGUUGAGGAUCGUUACGCAAAAGUCGCUUGAUUACUUUGUUGAAAUUAAGGACGAGCUGGGCAGCUUGGGCAGUGAGGAGGUUGACAGAUUACCAGUUGACGACUACCGAAGGAUUUACAACUUUGUGACGCACAGUGAGGGUAGGGACACGGAAGAAUCGCUAAAGUGGGCCUUCAUGGCGGCGCUUCUGAAUACCGUACUAAGUCUAGGUUAUUUCUAUAGAUCAAGAUAUCUCGACAGUUACAUCGGAACUCUUUUGCUGCACAACCUGCAAGUCGUGACCUUUAACUCGCAUGAAAUAUCCGAACUGCAGCGCAAAUCGCCACGUGAUACCGGAAUUUCCGUGUGUAUCGGGGCAGGUCUCUACCCAACUCUGGUCCUCUUCAACCACUCGUGCGAUCCCGGCAUAACUCGGUACUUUAUCGGCAGUGCCGUCUUCGUCCGUACGGUUCGGAACAUUCCCGCAGGCUCGGUGGUCGCGGAAAACUAUGGUCAGCUGUUUGUGCGGGCUCCACGCCACGAACGGCGAAAGUCGCUCAAGAAGUUGUACAAGUUUGAUUGCUACUGCCAAGCUUGCUACGAGGAUUGGCCAACCUUUUUCGACAUGAACCCGUCGGUUGUGCGGUUCCGGUGCGCCGCAACGGAGGGAUGCGAAAACGGGCUAAUUUACACCGAAAGAUUGGACCAGAACGUGAUGAAGUGUGAAAAGUGCAACGGGAUUACCGAUGUCAACAACAGCUUCCGCUCGUUAAAGGACACCUGUUUGCUGCAACGCUACCAGGAAGCGACUCAGCUGUACGAGCAGCGAGAGUACGAGCGGGCUUUGUCCAAGUACGCGGCCUUGAUGACCUCGAUGGAUGAAGUACUGGUGAAGCCCUACCGGGAGUAUCAUCUAUGCCAGCAGGGGAUUCGGAGAUGUUCGCUGGAGUUGGGCAAUAAGCAUACGGAGCGGGUUUGAGUUGAAAAAAUUGAAUGAUAAGAUGUCUUCUGGAUGAAUUUUAAUAAUUUUUAUAGCAAACUGGAGCAAAUAAAAGAAAAUCUGAAAGUACUGAAUA
Molecule: messenger RNA, 2164 nt
Organism: Culex pipiens pallens (northern house mosquito)
Lineage: Eukaryota; Metazoa; Arthropoda; Insecta; Diptera; Culicidae
Product: SET and MYND domain-containing protein 4-like
Exons: 5
Coding region: 124-2067 (647 amino acids)
Molecular function (GO): protein binding
Source: RefSeq, a predicted model, not a curated record